Molecule: messenger RNA, 2583 nt
Organism: Volvox carteri f. nagariensis
Lineage: Eukaryota; Viridiplantae; Chlorophyta; Chlorophyceae; Chlamydomonadales; Volvocaceae
Exons: 8
Coding region: 1-2583 (860 amino acids)
Source: RefSeq, a predicted model, not a curated record
AUGAAGCUUAAGGUCGAGGACCCCAUUAAGAAGAGCAUUGCCAAUGCAAAGAGGAAUAAAAGGCGACGGGAUAGAGCAAAGCAGCUUCGGAAUGCCCAGCCCCCGAGCCUUUCGACAAACGUAGCUGUCCCAAGUGCCAAUGCGCAAGAGGCGCCGGUGAACAUUGAUAACGACGCGACCUAUGAGCUCGAAGAUUUUGAUCCGAUUCACCGUGAAGACGCUGGCGACGUGGAAGCAUCGGAAGAUGCUGACGGUUUCAGCGCAGCCGAGGAGGAACCAGAACCAGAGCCCGGACCAGAGUCCACGUUAGCACAAGAUGUGCGGGAAGCGUACGUGCGUGACUUUGCAGCAGCCGCGGAGAGCCGGACUUGCUUUCUGAACAGCAGCGCUGGCGUACUUCGCAGCCUGGCGGGAAGCAGACCUGAGGCGUGCCCCCGGUGCGCCGUGCGCUCCCCCGAAGGGGGACGGACCUGCCCUGUGACCAUCAUUACUUGGGAGCAACCCAUAUGCGUAGAUGUCCCUGUGUGCUGGUGCACACCCUGUCGGGCGUUUCAUAACAUGCGUCCCACAGAGUUCAACUGCCUACCCGACGCUAAGGCUGGGUGGGACCUCCACCUCCAGCGAGACGGCCAGCAUGUUCUCUGGUGGCACCAGUCGCUCCUGCAGCUGUUCGACCUUGUGUCAUUCAGGAGCAGGCACCUGAGUGCGGACGCGUUCUGCUCUGCACUCCUUGACACCUGGGAGCAAAAUGGCAUCCGCCGUCCAGUUUCUGUUUCGGCAACCACACUUCGUAAACGCCUUCGGCAAGCACUCCUCCUGUACAUGGACUGCCAGGGCGUCGUGGAUGACUACCCGGAGGGCACACUUAGCACCUGGCCCCGUGGAGCUCUGAAUGGGUGCCCUUGUUGUGGGGACACUCUCAGGUGCAGCAGUGCAGUGAAUGGUGCGGCCGCAGCCGCCCCAGCCCCUGUUACAGGUGCCGCAUCGCCGGGGGUCGUGGGAGAAGCAGCAGCAGUGGAGGGGCCGGAUCCUGGACUGGAGCGCACAGAGGUGGCGGCAGCAGGCAGCCCUGCCGCCACUGAGGGCAAUCCCGUCCCCCCAGUCCCGUCAGCCGGCGCAGCAGCCCCAGAAACCAUGGCGGCAGCGGUGUCCACGGGCGCUGAAGUGCUAGGGGCGGCAGUGCUCGCGUCGACUGACUGGCUGCUUCGGGACACCUGCAGCCCCGAAGCCGCAGGGCCUGGCCCCACGAGCUUGCACUCGGUACAUUUCGAUGCCUGCUUUAAGCUAAACCUGCUGUCCCAUAAGGGCUACGUUUCUGGCUACACACAGCUAGGACGGCGCCGUUACUUCUUGCCCAACGCAUCGAUACAGCAGGUGCUUUUGGACGGUCAUGCGUCACAGCAGAUUGGUGUGACGCACUGCUCGAACUUCGAUGCUGACAAGGUCCUGGCUGCGGAAUCAAGGAAGAACCUCAUCACGGCUGUCGGUGUCGCGUUAUGCCGGCAUGGGAUGCUCCUGCGGCUCAUGAACCUCUUCAGUGGGGAGCGGCACGCAUACUCCACUGCUGCAGCGCUGUCCUUCCUUGCAGCUGGCACCGCUGUACAGUACUGGUGGUACGAUAUCGCGUGCAGAUGGGGCAAGUCAUACGCCAAGUGGCUGGAACGCCAGACGCCGGACCUGCAGCGGCUGGGCAGAGGCAUGCGCCCACUCAUUCCUCCCUGGCACCGAUAUGCUCACAGUUACGCAUGCCAGAAAGCGUUUGGGCACCUUGGGGUGCACGGUGUGGGACAGGGGACGGGCGAGCCAGCAGAGAUAUUCAACAGUGUGGCCGGUCCGCAUGGCCGUAUCACACAAUACAUGAACCCUGUCACUAGGGAAGCGCACUUGGAGCGCGUGGCGCGGCUGUACUGCAGGGAUGUCGUAAGGGAUUUACCGGCAAGGUUGUGGCGAAUGCGGACUCGGGCUGAAGCUGCCCUGGACAGUGCCAGACACCGCAUCCGUGUCCUUGGGGCCGCGUUGGAGCAGAAGGGCGGUGAUGCAGCUGUGGUACAGCAGUCCCUCCAGCAGCAGCCUCGGCAGCUGGAAGCAGCUGACGUGGUGCCUGCCAGCCCAGAGGCUGAGUAUGCUCGCUGCCGGCUCGCUCUUCAGAAGCUGCAGCGGGAGGACACCCUCGAUGCCAGCUCUGAUGCGGUGCGGCUUGGGUUGCUCUUCCCUGGUGCUGACUCUGUGCCGGUUAGGCAGCGCCCAGCCCUUAUCCGUACAAUAAAAACCCAGGCUGCCGAUCUUGAGAAGGCCCAUGCCUAUGACCCCGCUGCCUGGGGACCUGAGUCCGAGCUUAUGAGUGCAGCACUGGGGAGCCUGGCGAAGAGAGAGCUGCGGAAGCUUUUUGCGGAGGUGGAGGAUGCCGUAGCCGACAUGCAUGCCCUGGAGCACGUGGUACGGCGACUCAGCGGGCGGCGGCAUCAGCAGCAGCUGGCCAUUAAGGAGAAAAGAUGCACCCACGGGCUUGUCACAGUCCCACACAGCCCUAUGGCACUGAUCGGCUCGGUAACCCAUCAGUUACCCACCUUCAACCCCCCGUAG